GGAGCCACGGAGGAGGCUGUGGACAGUGACAGUUUAAGAGCAGCUGCCAAGCCCCUAAACACACUCAGAGCUCUGGGACAUAUUUCAGCUGCCACACAGCGGACACCUGCAGCUGCCUCCGGCAUGGACGGUGUGAGCACAGCCAUCUUUCUCCUGAUCCUGGCUCUGGUCUGUCUGUUCCUGACCCUCAGCUCAAGGGACAAAGGCCAGCUGCCCCCUGGGCCCAGGCCCCUCCCACUCCUGGGCAACCUGCUUCAGCUUCGAUCCCAAGAUUUGCUGACUUCACUCACUAAGCUGAGCAAGGAGUAUGGCUCGGUGUUCACAGUGUACCUGGGGCCUAGGAGGGUAGUAGUCCUCAGCGGGUACCAAGCUGUGAAGGAGGCCCUCGUGGACCAGGGGGAGGAAUUCAGUGGCCGUGGUGAAUACCCUGUAUUUUUCAACUUCACUAAGGGCAAUGGCAUCGCCUUCUCCAAUGGAGAGCGCUGGAAGGUCCUAAGAAGGUUCUCGCUCCAAAUUCUCCGCAACUUCGGGAUGGGAAACAGGAGCAUCGAGGAGCGGAUCCUGGAGGAAGGCAGGUUCCUGCUGGAGGAGCUGCGAAAAACCGAAGGCAAGCCCUUCAAUCCUCUGUUCAUGCUGAGCCGCUCGGUGUCCAACAUCAUAUGCUCAGUGGUCUUCGGCAGCCGCUUCCACUACGAUGAUGAGCGGCUACUUACCAUCAUCCAUCUCAUCAAUGACAACUUCCAGAUCAUGAGCACACCCUGGGGCGAGAUGUACAACAUCUUCCCGAGCCUCCUGGACUGGUUGCCCGGCUCACAUCGACGUAUGUUCCAGAACUACGGGCGCAUGAAAGAGCUCAUCGCUCGCAGCGUCCAUGAACACCAGGCUUCCCUAGAUCCCAACUCUCCCCGGGACUUCAUCGACUGCUUCCUCACCAAGAUAGCACAGGAGAAAAAGGACCCCUUCAGCCAUUUCUUCAUGGACACCCUGCUGAUGACCACGCACAACCUGCUCUUUGGUGGCACCGAGACAGUGGGCACCACACUGCGCCAUGCCUUCCUCAUCCUCAUGAAGUACCCAAAAGUGCAAGCUCGUGUGCAGGAGGAGAUCGACAGAGUGGUGGGGCGCGCUCGGCUACCUUCUCUGGAUGACCGCAAGGCCCUGCCUUACACUGAUGCGGUGAUCCAUGAGGUGCAGCGCUUCGCAGACGUCAUACCUAUGAAUUUACCUCACCGUGUCAUUCGGGAUACGGCCUUCCGUGGCUUCCUGAUACCCAAGGGCACGGAUGUCAUCACCCUCCUCAACACUGUGCACUAUGACCCCAGCCAGUUCCAGAAGCCCCAGGAAUUCAACCCUGAGCAUUUUCUGGAUGCCAAUCAGUCCUUCAAGAAGAGCUCUGCCUUCAUGCCCUUCUCAGCUGGGCGCAGACUGUGCAUGGGCGAGUCGCUGGCACGAAUGGAGCUCUUCCUCUUCCUCACCGCCAUCCUGCAGAACUUCACAUUGCAGCCGCUGGUGGCACCCGAGGACAUCGACCUGACUCCACUCAGCUCUGGUCUGGGCAAUUUGCCUCGGCCUUUCGAGAUGUGCAUUAGUGCACGCUGAUGCCCCGACCCUCCGUCUCGCCUGUGAGCGUCGAGGCCCGCGCCUGGGCCACUCUGCCCCUCUUCUGGUUCCUUGGUCAGCCCUCAGCCGCCUCGCUGUCACAUUCUCUUCCCUGCACCCUGGGCCUGCCACGUGCCUGGCCUUCAUCCCUCCUCUCUGAAUCCCACCUGCACGCGAAGAAACACAAGGGGAAUGGGAAAGGUGUCUUGUACCAACAGAACUUGUUCUGUGAGGCACCUUGUGUUGGGCUUUUUGGAUCAUUUUCUAGCAAAUUAUCUUUGUUAUAGAUUCUAA
Molecule: messenger RNA, 1893 nt
Organism: Octodon degus (degu)
Lineage: Eukaryota; Metazoa; Chordata; Mammalia; Rodentia; Octodontidae
Product: cytochrome P450 2F2
Exons: 10
Coding region: 124-1599 (491 amino acids)
Biological process (GO): xenobiotic metabolic process
Cellular component (GO): intracellular membrane-bounded organelle; cytoplasm
Molecular function (GO): oxidoreductase activity, acting on paired donors, with incorporation or reduction of molecular oxygen, reduced flavin or flavoprotein as one donor, and incorporation of one atom of oxygen; iron ion binding; heme binding
Source: RefSeq, a predicted model, not a curated record